UUUGCAUGUUGCAUUAUUCUCCUCAUUAAUUUGUGUUUUUAUUUUGAUUUUUAGGUGAUCAUGGAUUUAUUAGGGUCCAUAAUGCAGGCUAUGGACAAACCUCCCUCCUUAAGCGAAAAAGAACGUGUAUUAUUAAAAAAAAAAAAGGAAGAAAUUGAAAAGAAGCAAAAAGAAGACCAGGAAAGACUGAAAAGAUUUAAAGAUAGGGUAGAAGCUAAACUGGUGAGCCAUUUUAGUGAUUCCAACAAUAUCAUGCUAAAGUUUGAUGCAAUGGAUCAAAUACAUCGAAGUAUAGUACAUGAAGCAGCUGAGUCACAAGAGUUAUUGUCCUAUGCUUUUGGUAUUGACGGUAUUGAUAGAUAUAUAAGAGUAUAUAGACGAGAAAAUGCACCUUGUGAAGAUGAAAUUGCAGCUAGAAGACGCGGAGAACCAUGGAAUGAAGAGAUCAGGCAAAGACUAAUUAAAACAAGAGAACAGCAUAAAAUAGAGGCUCUGGAAUCUGAACAGAGAAAAAGGCCAAAAAAGAUGAUUCCAAAUAGUAAUUAUAAAGAUAAAUAUGCUCAUAUUAUAGGCCAAGAAGCAGCUUUGGAAGCUGCAAGGAAAACAGAAACGAAUAAAUCAUAUGGAUUUGUACCAAGUGAAAACAAAAAGGAUGUUAGAUCUAUAGAACAAACUAUGGCAGAUAUAAGGGCGAAACGUAGAAAACUAAAUGAAGAAGAGAAAAACGCAAAUUGAAUAUUAUUAUUGUAGUCUGUUUAGGGCAAUUCACAUUAAAAUAUAUUUAAAUUACUUUAUAGUUUAAGAAAAGUCUGAUAAAAAUGAAGGUUACAUUAUUUUAUAUAGAAUAGUAUGUAUAAGAUGUAAAUACAAGUAAUUUUUAUUGAAAUAUUAUAAUAAUUAUUAUUAUUAUGAUUAGAUGACUCUUUUUAGUUAUGGUCAGCGAAUUGACCAGAACAUAUGCCAUAAUUUUAGUUGAGAUUGUUUUUUCUCUUAUUAAAGGAUUGUUAUACUUAUAUUGACAAAAUAAAAGAAUUAAAAUCUGGUCUA
This is a messenger RNA of Sitophilus oryzae (rice weevil), 1047 nucleotides long. RefSeq names its product sperm-associated antigen 7. Lineage: Eukaryota; Metazoa; Arthropoda; Insecta; Coleoptera; Curculionidae. The transcript is spliced from 5 exons. Bases 61 to 735 code for a protein of 224 amino acids. The record is from RefSeq and is a predicted model, not a curated record. Gene Ontology annotation, molecular function: nucleic acid binding.